Messenger RNA from Naegleria lovaniensis, 1107 nucleotides. RefSeq lists its product as uncharacterized. The record is from RefSeq and is a predicted model, not a curated record. The transcript has a single exon. The coding region runs from base 1 to 1107 and encodes 368 amino acids. Lineage: Eukaryota; Heterolobosea; Eutetramitea; Acrasida; Naegleriidae.
AUGCGAGGUCAAGCACUCUUGUAUUCUGAAAUAUUGUCUAGCUCUGCUCGUUUAGCGGCCUAUUCAAAGAAUAGCAACCUGACUGAAAUGUAUAUAGAGAGAUAUCAAACAUAUUAUCCUCAAUAUAUUGCAUUGCUCAAUCAAGUGUUGGAAUUAAUUCCUAAACAGGUCAUGACCUCUCUUUUGAAUAGAACUUUAGAGAAGUUUAAUCUCACUCAGGAUGAACCAAUUGUAUUGGAACAUGAAGCUAUUUCGUUAAUUGAAAAAGGUGAACAAGAAAAAGCAGUGGAAAUUUUAGAUGGAGAGGAGUAUUUGGAAGAAAAAGAAGAUUACAAUCAUGAUCUUCAAGCCUAUGUGGAUUAUUUGAAGAAUGAAGAAGAGAAAAAAGAUGAUGCCAUGUCACAAAAGACCUUGGCAAGUAUGAUCGUGGUUGCAGUUCUCAUGGCCUUAGUUCUCCCGGUGGUUGUUGUCACUUUGAUCGCCUCUUUCAACAAUGAGAAGCAAAUUCGUGCAAACAUUGAAAAAGCAAAGGCAAUCAUGUUAAACGAUACCAUGUCUGAUUCCAAGCUUCGAGAAUUGUUCAAAAAGCAUUGCGAAAAAGAAUUCUCAUUGGAAAACUAUUACCUUUUGGAAAAGGUUCAAGAAUAUCAAGCAUUGUGUGAAAAGAGUUUUGAAAUUCAAUUGACUCUCUUUGAUUUAACUUCGGAUGUACUGAGUACCAGUUCCGCAGACAAUGUGACAAGCACUUCCACAUCCAAAUCGAACUCUAGCGGAGAAAACAAAAAAAAUCGAGGAACAGUCCUGUAUUCGGAAAAAGAUUUGGAGCUCGUCGAAAAGCAGAAAAAGGAACUGGCUCUUUACAUCUAUGAAACCUUCCUGAACAUCAAUGGUUCAAUGUCCGUGAAUAUCAACAAAAAGUUUGCAGAUAAGGUCAUGUUUGAAAUUUCGAAGGAGUCUCAGGUAUUGUCUGAUACAUUAUUUGAUACCAUCCAAAAAGAAGUAUGCUUGGUCAUGGGUGACACACAUCACCGAUUUAAGCAAAGUUUAGCUUUCCAAAAGAAGAUGAAGAUUGAUAAUAUCAAGAGUCGAGUAAUUAGGAAUAAAUAA